Molecule: messenger RNA, 1517 nt
Organism: Prunus persica (peach)
Lineage: Eukaryota; Viridiplantae; Streptophyta; Magnoliopsida; Rosales; Rosaceae
Product: nodulin homeobox
Exons: 5
Coding region: 266-1297 (343 amino acids)
Biological process (GO): flower development
Molecular function (GO): single-stranded DNA binding
Source: RefSeq, a predicted model, not a curated record
UGGAAUUUCGCCAAGCUUGCUUGGAUUUCCGGUUUUGUGCCCCAUUUCUUUGCCCCUCAAACCUACAAACGCAGUGUUCCCCUGUUUUAUUAACUUAUUGAGGAGAAAGGAGAAGAAACACGAGGAGUCAAUAUAUAGGGAUAAAUUUGCUAAACUCAACAUCAGUGAUCAUCAUCAGGAGGCUCAGAGUACUGGAGGAUGCUCGCCACCUUUAUUGAGUAAACAACCUCCUAAUCUUAAUAAUAGAAGUGGUAAUCUAGAGGAAAUGUCUGAGAAUUCUGCUUUUCAAGACGUGGACCAAGUUGAUGCAAACAGUGAGCAUAUGGAUCAGGGGAAUGAUGUAAUGAGGGAAGACAAAGGUAUAUCUGGUGGGAGUGCAUCUGGACGUUUUGGAGCCAUCGACCUAGAUGCUCAUAAUGUUGAAACCAGUGGUUCAGACACAAGCUCAACAAGAGGUAAAAAUGCUGUAGAUCAGAUGGAAAACAGUGAAUUCCCAAAGCCGAGUGCACACAUAAAAGAAAGUGGAUAUGGAGGAACCGCAGAGGAUGAAAAGGUUGAAACUGUUCAGUGUGAGGAAAAGCAGCGAAGGAAACGGAAACGAACAAUAAUGAAUGAUACACAGGUGGAACUUAUUGAGAGAGCCCUAUUAGAUGAACCUGAUAUGCAGCGAAAUGCAGCCUCAAUACAAUCAUGGGCUGAGAAAUUAAGUUUUCAUGGUUCCGAGGUUACAUGUCCACAGCUUAAAAAUUGGUUAAACAAUCGAAAAGCCAGGCUAGCCCGCACAGCUAAGGAUGUUCGUCCAGCACCUGAGGCUGACAAUGCGUUGCAAGACAAGCAAGGUGGGCGAGGACUAAGGUCCAACAACUCACCUGAUACCCCUGGUGGAGAUGCUUCCAGCCAACUAAAUGUGAGGAGAGAUCAUCAAAUCAUGUUGAGAACUGGUAUCAGGGAGAUCUCUGAGACUAACGUGGCAGAAGCCGCUGCCCCCCGUGGUCCUGCAGAAUUUGAUCUGUGCAAGCAAGGCGACUCCAUUGGCCUCAUGGGUGCAAAUGGAGAGGAGAUUGGGAGAGGAAAGGUGUUUCAGGUGCGUGGCCAAUGGUAUGGAAGAAACUUGGAGGAGUUGAGGGCAUACGUUGUGGAUGUUAAAGACCUAAAAGCUAGAAGAGCAACGAGGCUUCCGCACCCGUCUGUAGCCACAGGUGUCUCAUUUGAGGAGGCUGAAACAAAGAUUGGCGUAAUGAGAGUGUUAUGGGAUUCAAACAUGACUUUCACAUUGCGUCCUAAACGAGCAAUGUAAGCCACAGGUUAAACGGCCUCGGCUUCGGCCUCUGUAGAACUACAAGUCGUUUCGUUACCUGCAAGAUGUAAACGUGUAAUCAUUGUAAUUACUUAGACCUCUUUCCCCUUUUUUUUUCUUUUUUUCUUUUGAUAAACAGAGUUUGGAAUUUUCCAUAUACAUUAUUACACACAGCUUUCUAACUUUGCGGAAUGUUAAAUAUCGAGUUGUUCUGUCAUCA